AAAAAAUUCCCACAGCAGAAGAGGAACUUGGCGUUAUCCAAACCAUUACAGCACCGAGUGGCACAAUGGUCACUGUCAAUUCAAUGAUCAGAGGAGUCUUUUUGGAGUGCAAACGCUAUACAAAGAACAUUCUGGAUUUUUUUUGGGCUCUAUAUAAGCAAAUCUCUCUCUCAAUCUCAGACAGCCGCGCGCGCGCGUCUUCAGCAAACUACCACUAUCGGAAUGGAGAAGGUGAUGAAGUUGGCAUCUCAAAGAGCAGUGGUGGUCUUCAGUUUGAGCUCGUGCUGCAUGUGCCACACCGUCAAGAGUCUCUUCCACGACCUCGGCGUCGACGCCGCCGUGCACGAGCUCGACGAGGAUCCGAGGGGCAGAGAGAUGGAGAAGGCUCUUGCCAAGCUUGUGGGGCGUAGUCCGCCGGUGCCGGUAGUGUUCAUCGGCGGCAAACUGGUCGGAUCUACGGACAGGAUCAUGUCACUGCACCUCGGUGGCAAAUUGGUCCCUCUUCUUCGUGAUGCAGGUGCUCUUUGGGUAUAACCAGUGAACUCCUGCGCUCUGGUCUCGUCAGACACACGUACACGACUCUUGUGAUGCAUCUCUCUCUCUCUCUCUUUACAUUACUACAUCAUGUAAAUCCAAAACAUAAGACACUGUGUCUUCGUGUUGCUCAGGUGGAUCGAACACCACUUUCUCAAGUAUCACCCUACUUUUCUAAUGCAUCUCUCUUUAGAAUGUACCAUGUAAAUCCGAAACAUAACACACUGUGUCUUCGUGUUGCUUAGGUGGAUCGAACACCACUUUCUUAAGCAAAACCCUGUUCAUCAUUACCCAUGUAAGAGGCUCCAUUGCAGAUCUUAAUAUGCUUACUAUGUCAUACUGAGAUUGCUCUC
Messenger RNA from Musa acuminata AAA Group (dessert banana), 887 nucleotides. RefSeq names its product putative glutaredoxin-C14. The transcript has a single exon. The record is from RefSeq and is a predicted model, not a curated record. The coding region runs from base 223 to 534 and encodes 103 amino acids. NCBI's taxonomy places the organism in Eukaryota, Viridiplantae, Streptophyta, Magnoliopsida, Zingiberales, Musaceae.